Messenger RNA from Triticum urartu, 2488 nucleotides. Lineage: Eukaryota; Viridiplantae; Streptophyta; Magnoliopsida; Poales; Poaceae. The record is from RefSeq and is a predicted model, not a curated record.
UAUAAGAGCAUCUCCGGCGCACAACACUAGCAAUCGCUUGGUAGAACCUUUAAAACAGAUCGAGUAGAGGAGUUGAGUGAGCUGAACCACGCGCAAUGGGGGAUCUUGUUCUGGGGGUGGCCAAGACGGUGGUGGAAGGGACGCUGCUCGGCCAAGUCGGCGAUCGAUGAUGAGGCAAAGCUCAAGCAGAGCGUGCAACGCGACCUGGUUUUCAUCAGCAUCGAGUUCCAGAUGAUGCAGUGCUUCCUCAACACCACCGACGAGGAGCGCGCCAAGAACGCCGUGGUGAAGGCCUGGGUGAGGCAGAUCCGGGACCUGGCUUACGAUGUGGAAGACUGCAUCGAGUUUGUUGUCCACCUAGACAACAAGCCGGCCUGGUGGUGGCGUGUGGUGCCGUCCUGCAUGGCGCCGCCGCUGCCCCUGGACCAGGCCGUCAACAACAUAACGGAGCUCAAGGCGAGGGUCCAGGAUGUGAGCCAGCGAAACAUGCGCUACAAUCUCGUCAAUGACUCUGGGUCCAAGCCAUUUGUUGCACAGCCGCAUCCACCGCAUCCACCGAUCACUGGCGCGGCUAAGUUCGACAUGCUUGCCCAGGCCAAGGAUGCGGCCAAGAAGCAGCAUGUUUUAUGGAACCUCGCCGACCUGGUCAAUCGUCAAGACCGUGCCCUUGAAGUGAUCUCUUUGUGGGGAACCGGCGGUGAUCUUGGGAUGACAUCCAUCGUUAGGAAGGCCUAUGUCGACCCUGAGAUCCGCCGAAACUUCACAUGCCGUGCUUGGGUAAAGAUCAUGCAUCCUUUUAAUCCUGACGAGUUCAUCCAGAGCUUCUUGGCCCAGUUGCACGCGAGGUCACGCCAAGAGCAAUGACCAAUACUUGGUGUCGAUGUUCUCAAGAGGAUGAAGAUGGAGGCAGUGCCAGAACAUGACCUCGCUGACGAGUUCAUGAGGCAAGUCUGUGAGCAUAGGUAUCUCGUUGUCCUGGAGGGCCUGUCCAGCAUGGCUGUCUGGGACGCCGCCAGGGCAUACCUGCCAGACACUAACAGUGGGAGCCGGAUCAUCGUGUCCACGCAGCACUUUGAAAUCGCAAGCUUGUGCACCGGCCAUCCGUACCAGAUAUCCGAGAUCAGGCAGUUCUCACCAGAUCACUCUGUUUGUAUAUUAUUCAAGGAGAUAACGAUAGCUUGGUGUGCAAUUUGAAAACUUCAGAACAUGAUGUAGCCCGUCGCCUUUUCAGAGGCCAGGUAUGUUUUGGAAGCAUAUGCGUCCGCAAGAUUUCUUAUUUAAUUUAUACUAGUAUAGUGACCCCUGCAAAUACAAAGGCAUCAUCUCUAAUGUGUUCAAAAUGUCUGAGGAAUAAAUUUAUGGUUUUAUUAAUAUUCAUAUAGUUCGAUUUUGCUUUGUUUUGUAGAUACCGUAAAAGUAAUGCCAAAUGAGAUGUCACAUGUACGGUUAACAUAUUUAAACAUUUUUAGUCGAAUGAUGAUUAUGUCAUUUCGAAAAACACUAUAUAUAUAUUACUUCCUUCGGUGUAUGUGGUUAGAUCCUUACACGUAAGUACAUAGAUCCAUCAGUCAAAAUAUUUCAGAUGAUGCGGAUAAACAUGGCCCCUAUUAGGGAAACCCAUAUCGUGCUUUUUAAUACAAAAUAGAUAAGUUUAGAGAAAGUAGAGUGUUCACAGUAAAGCUAUGGAGUUAAUUAGUUCCUCAUGAUACCCUCUGCCCAAGACUAUGUGGUCCUACAUGAGAGGGCAUCCGACGGGUCCUCUCAACUACGUCUUGUAAAUACAUUCCACUCUUCCAUUAUGCUGUGGAGUACCAAUUUUAGUGUGUUUAGUAGUGUGGGCAUCUCGGUAAAAUGUCUCAAACUCUCUUUAGCAGAACAAUUUGCCAUUGCUCGGCUAAAAAGACCAAAUGUCACAUCAUUGGACUCUAGGAAAUAAUCAAAGACCUUCAUGCUUAAAUCAUCUACAAAGGUAAGAAAUAUUAUCUCCUCCAAGAGAUGUUAUCAGUGUCUCGCCCCACUAGCUAGUUUGUCUAGGAUGGCCAUCGUUGUGCACAGACUUGAACCUUAGAUGUGUCUACUUGUCAAAAAGACAAUGCUCAUAGAAGUGCAAACUGCCUAUCCUCUAAAUACGUAAUAGAACACGGCAACUCAAUUAUGUUAUACUUCAUUUCGACAAGUGUCACAAAGUAGGCACGGUGUCAUCAUCCUUCUGGGACAAGAAGUCAGUAAAGCUGAUAUAGAAAGCAAGGUACCAUGCAAUACAUGCAAAUCAUUUGUAUUUGGAGCCAGUGAAUGCCUUCAUCACCCACAAGGAUCCUCUAAAAUGGAGGUUCUCUGGUUGUGGAGAAUUAGGGGCCGUUUGGAUGGCACCUAAGCCAGUCACGCCAAAACCUGGCGAGCCAAAUAAUUGGCAAUGGAAUUUGCCACCGCCGAUUCGUCCUUGCAUUGGAGUGGAACCUGAACCGCUAACCGAAAUAUUGGCGUCGGA